This is a messenger RNA of Mycosarcoma maydis (corn smut), 2487 nucleotides long. RefSeq lists its product as uncharacterized. Bases 1 to 2487 code for a protein of 828 amino acids. The transcript has a single exon. Lineage: Eukaryota; Fungi; Basidiomycota; Ustilaginomycetes; Ustilaginales. The record is from RefSeq and is a predicted model, not a curated record. Gene Ontology annotation, molecular function: RNA binding.
AUGGCUUCCAACACCAACAACGCUCGCCCUUCCGCACACCAUCACAAGGCGCCCGCAGCCGCGUCUGACGCAACCGCAGCUGCAGCCGCUCAAAACCAUGCUGGCCUCAGACCACCUUCGUCCGGUGCGCCGCCUCGAACCCCCAGCCAGGCGUCUUCGCACCGCAGCAGCCGAGCCUCCGCAGCACCGGGCGUGAAAGCGUCUUUCUCGGUCUCGGAGCCUCCUUACGUGAUCGACGGCCCUGGUGGCAGGAUCGCUUGUGUCGCCGACGUACGUGGCAACCUCUCGCUCCUCAACCAGAUUGCCGCCGAGACGGGCGCUCAAGCCAUCAUCCAUACCGGUGACUUUGGUUUCUACGACAAUGCCAGCUUGGAGCGCAUCAGCGACCGCACCCUGCGUCAUCUUGUGCAGUACUCGACGCUCAUCGAUGCGGCGCUUCGCACCAAACUGCUCGCUGCGGACCCGCCUCGUGGACCAGCUGCCACCGAAAAGGCAUCUUCGGCGAUCGGUAUGCGUCAGCACAUUGCGCAGCAGCAAGGCGGCUUGCGCCUCUCCGAGUUCUCUGAGCUGCUCACGGGCAAGAUCAAGCUUCAGGUGCCUGUGUUCACCGUCUGGGGUGCUUGCGAGGACGUUGCGAUCCUGGAACGCUUCCGCACGGGCGAAUACCGCGUGCACAACCUGCACGUGCUGGACGAGGCCACCACGAAGGCGAUCGAGGUGGGCGGCGUUCGUUUGCGCCUGUUUGGCCUAGGCGGCGCACUGGUUCUGCACAAGCUGUUUGACAACGGUGAAGGUGCAGCGACGAUCGCUGGCGGUCAGGGAACCAUGUGGACCACCGCUCUGCAGAUUGGCGAGCUCGUCGACACGGCCCAAAAGACAUUUGACCCGACCGAGACGCGUCUACUGGUCACGCACGCCUCGCCCGGUCGCGAAGGGCUGCUGGCUCAACUCGCACUGGCGCUCAAGGCGGACCUCACAGUGAGUGCUGGUCUGCACUUCCGAUACGGUGUAUCGUACAACGAGUUCAGCGUGCAGCACGACGCCGACAACUAUCACAACAAGCUGCAGCACGCCAAACACGCGUUUGGCGAGAUCUGGGAUACGGUCAAGACGCAGGUGGAUGCAGUGAUUGACGAGAACCAGAGGAUUCUGCUCAACAACGCACUCGCGGUGGCGAACCGAGUGGCUCCCACGUCCACGGCCACUGGCGCUGCAAGCGAAGAACCGGCUUGGAAGAACACGUGGAACUGGAACCUACCCGAUGCGGCGUACGGUCACCUGGUGCUCAGCAUUCGCGACGGCAGGGUGAGUGCCGAGACCAAGUCGCAGGGCUUCAACUUUGGCUAUCGCAGGAGCGGUCAACCCAUGGGCGCGGUGACUGCCACCGCUGUGCCCGGUGCAGUGGAGGCUGGCGUGGGCACCAAACGCGCUCCCGCAGCGCCACCAGCCACAGCUGCUCCGGCGGUCGGCGCGCAAAAGACGAAUGCGACUGCGGCUUCUGGCUCGGCUACGCCGGUCAAGGACAAGGCUGCCAACGCGAAACCCGCCGAGCCCAACAACGGUGCUGGUGCUGGUGCUAAUGCUGCAUCGAGCGGCGGUAGUGCUGCGGCUGGAAAGCCCACUAGCGCUGCUUCUGCUUCUGCUGCUGCUACCACGGCUACCACGGCUACCACGGCCGCUGUUGCUGGAUCGACGACCAAGCCUUUGAAAGAGAAGAAAGAGCGUGGGGCGCGCGGUGAGCGCGGACAUGGACACGAAUCGAGUGCUUCGCGAUCGGACGUCGAGGGAGGUGUGACGUCUGGCACGGACGGGCGCAGAUCGCCAGUGUCGAGUGCACGCAAGGUGCGCAAUGCGUAUACGCUGUAUGUGUCGCAGCUCAAGGAGGCGCUCCCAGUAAGCGAGGACGAGCUGCGCGCGUACUUUGGUGCGGCAGCAGCAGGCAUUACGGGGAUCAAGCUGGUGUUUGACAAGCCGCACAGGCGGACGACGUCGAGUGGCAGGGAUGAAGCCGAUCUGCCGAGGAGGCAGAGGCCGUUUGCGUAUGUCGAGUUCAAGGACGAACGCGCCAUGCUUGCGGGCUUGCAGAGAUACGGCAAUGUGAUCAAGGGCGACAUCACGCCCGAGUUGGAACAGGCGGAUAGCAACAAGCAGCAGCAGGAGGUGUUGCACAAGUCAGAUUCUGAUAGGGACAAGGAGAGGCAGACGGAUGGCACGAGGAGUGCCGAUGACAAGUCGCACAAGUCGGCCAGGCACAGGAGGGACAAGAAACCAGAAAAACCCGACUCGAACAUCGCCGAGACCAGCGACCCCUCGUCAAGCCACAAUAGAAACAAGAAGAAGAACGCCACAAAGGACAGGAAGCCGCGCGACAAGCAUGCCGUAGACACUCCUGCCGCUACGUCCACUCCUGCCACUGCCACUGCACCUGCACCUGCAUCUGCCACGCCUGCGCCUCCCGCGCCCGCACCCGCACCCGCUUCCGAGUAG